AUGACUACCACAUCUUCAGAUAUCGUAGUGCCCACCGGGAGCAGCACAAGCGAACCGCCUGUUACGACAGAGGCUUCUAGCACAGCCAUUUCUGAGGAGCCGUCCACGACGACAAGCCUGUCCGCCACAGAAGAACCUACAGAAGAACCAUCUGUGACAAGUGCCCGGGAAACUUCUGAUCCCGGAGCGUCUAGCACGGCCACGCUUGGCAGCGAAUCGGUCACGACGACGGAACUGUCGGAGACUGUGCCCGCUACUGAGGAACCGUCUGUGGUCUCGACUACGGAUCCCUCUGGGAGCACCACAGUCACUGAUGAGCCGUCGGUCACAACAGAGACAUCGAGCACGGAUGCAUCAAGCAUAACAACGUCCACUGAGGAGCCGCCCCUAAGCACGGACUCUAUGACGAGCUCCAGAGUGCCUCAGACAACGACGGAUGCCAGUACAAAUAGUAAUUCAGAAGUCAGUGCGAGUCAGACGUCGUCGUCGACAGCACAGAUGCAGUCGUCGGUGGAGAGUGCAUCUACGGAGGCGUCGACGGAGCAGCCGCCGGCGACCACGCAGUCUACUACAAGCACGGGUCAGCCGCAGCCGACAGAGCCGAUCACAACCAGUAGUCCCAAAGUAUCGGUAACAGAGACUACAUCCGGCACAGAUGGGUCUGUCACAGGAUCCACUGGCGUCCCUGAGACGAUGACAUCAACCUCUACGAGCCGGGAAGAGCAGACAUCCGCAGCGCCCGUGACGAGUAGCUCGACCUCGACAGAAGACAUCUUCACCACGACCUCGUCAUCAUCAUCAUUCUCUUCGGAGCCGGUGCAGACUACACAGCCUAUCACAUCCACCACCUCACUGGGAUCAAGCACCCCAUCCUCCUCCCCACCAGUCACAACAUCCGCACCGCCAACAUCCAUCCCUGAACCUAGCAAAUUAACCAGCACAUCCUUCUCCCCCACGACAAGUACCACUCCCACCACGAGAGCCUGCGUCGCCAACAAACUCCGAAACAACGACUUCGAAUCCGGCACAUCGGGGUGGUCCGUAGAAGGCGGCACCCUCUCCGCCGCCACCCAAGACUCCACCACCGGCGCCGGCCCCCACUCCGGGCGGCAGUUCGCCAUCGUCUCCAUCCCCUCCAGCCAGCAGGUGACCAACCCGGCCACCGACCCCCUGUCCUGGAUCUCCGCCUACCCGUCCGAGCCCUUCGACAACACAUCGGGCAUGCUCUGCACCGUGUCCCUCAUCUUCCUGAGCGCCGGCGGCGUCGCCUCCACGGCGCCGCUCGUGCGCGUCGUCGUCGGCGACGAGCGCGUCGUCUGCGCCGAGGGCCGCCUGUCGCAGGACCAGCUGGGCACGUGGGUGACGCUGCGGUCGAGCGCGCCGCUGCGCCGCAACACGGGCGCCUUCAUGGGCGACGUGCGGGUGCAGUUCCUGGACCCGGGCUCGGGGGGCGCGUACACGCCGCACGGGGACCUGCGGAUCGGCGUCGACGCCGUGGGGCUGGCGUACAGCGCCACGGACCCCGUCACGGUCGACGACGAGGUCUGCAUGGACGGGUCGUCGGCCAACGCGAAGCGCGGGUUGCAGGCCGGCGGCGGGAGUGGGCAGCAUCAGCGGCGCGAGGAGGCGUGGCACGGCAGGGUUGAUCGCGUGGAGGCGACGUUUGCGACGGUGUACAGGAAGGCAUCUCGGCCUUCCGGCAGGGGCAAGAUCCAGUUGUGGUCAGAGGUCUGUAGAUGGAAUUUGGAGAUGUACAUCUGUCAGAGUCUCGCUUUUCGUUACAUUCAUCACAUUCAUCAGACAUUUGAUCUGCAUCUUUCUUGA
Thyridium curvatum is the source of this 1824-nucleotide messenger RNA. RefSeq lists its product as uncharacterized. Lineage: Eukaryota; Fungi; Ascomycota; Sordariomycetes; Thyridiales; Thyridiaceae. The transcript has a single exon. The coding region runs from base 1 to 1824 and encodes 607 amino acids. The record is from RefSeq and is a predicted model, not a curated record.